Molecule: messenger RNA, 2685 nt
Organism: Prunus armeniaca (apricot)
Lineage: Eukaryota; Viridiplantae; Streptophyta; Magnoliopsida; Rosales; Rosaceae
Source: the annotation of a GenBank genome assembly
AUGGCUUGUAAAGCAAAGCUUAUGAUUCCUGAGGAUGAGAAGUACGAAGGAAAGCCAUUUGCCCUUUCACACGCAAGGACCGCCAUUACAACAAUAAAGGCGAAGUUCAAUACGCAGCAGUUACAGAGGUUCGAGGGGAGUUGUUUUGGUCAUCUAUUACUGAUAGAGGACCUGAAGUGGAAUUCACAAGUUGUCCACGGGCUGUUGAUGAGGAAGGCUGAUCCUAAGACAGUUACACAAGUGAAUGGGAUAAAAUUCAUUGUGGGUAACAAGUUGAUACAAUUCACAGCCCAAUACUUUUGCCUCAUCACGGGCCUAAGGUUCGGAAAGCUCCCUUUCAUUCCGAAGGCGACAAAUGAAAACUGCUCCUUGAAGCAGAAAUACUUCAAUAGCAAUAAACCUCCCAUCCUUUUGGACCUACACGCUGCCUUCAUCGAGUGCACAGAUGGUGACGAUGCGUUAAAGCUUGGAAUGGUCUAUUUUGCCAUUUUUGUGCUAUUGGUUUCUCCUGAUUACCAACGAGUGAAGGUGCCCCAAAACAAAAAAAAGCCCAACAAACGUGGGAAGAAGAGAGCGCAGACAAGAAUGGAAUGCAAUAGAGCCACAGAGUACAUCAUAAGGGGGUUUGGCUUCGCUCUUCAGAUUUGGGCUUUUGAAGUCUUCCCAGCAUUGGAAGCAUUGCAUUUCACGGUCCAUGAAGACAAUAGGCACAUCCCUCGAAUAUUACAUUGGAGGAGCAACACGGUGGCCCGUUUUCGGGAGGUUAUGAGUCAGGUUUAUGAAAACUUUGAGGUUGAUGUGCAACUUCUCCGGCCGACUAAUAUUGAGAAGCAACAACCUUACUGGAGUUGGGGUGAUGAUGAGAACAAUGAAGAAUUGUUCAAUUGUUUGGGGGUGAGGGCGAAGACAAAACCAGCACUUCUUGUGAAGAAAAAGAGGCGGAUGUUGAGGAAACAACUACCCUUCCCUCCUCUUCUAAGGUUGAAGCAUCAAUUAGAAAGCACUAAGGAUGAGUUAGCAAAGCUACGUAGUUCAAAUCGGGGCCUUAGGAACAGAGUUCGUGACUUGGAAGCUAUUGUAGACAAGAACUGUUUGAAGCAUGAGAAGGAGUGUGAUAGAAAUAAAAAGGCUAUUCGGGAUUUGACCCUAACAAUUGCUUCAGUGGAACAUUAUUUUAAAUUGGAGAUGGAGGAGUUAAAAAAAUUAUAUGGUGGAGAAGGGCAUGAGGAAGUGUGUACUGCUCAGAUGAAUGAAGGAGGGCAGAAUGAAAUGUCACCCUUGAAUGAACUUACUAGUCCGACUACAGCAGGGCCUAAAAUGGACGCACAAGUUGAAGGCGAUGGAGUGGAAGCCUUCCCUGACAUGCAUACAGAACGGGCUGAAAUGGAAGCAACAGUCUAUGGUGGAGUGGAAGGGGCUGAAAGGGAAGCGGAAGUCCCUGCUGAUGGAGUGGAAGCUUUUCCAGCCAUGCAUAUACAAGGGGCUGAAAGGGAAGCGGAAGUCCCUGCUGAUAUUGUGGAAGGCUUCCCAGCCAUGGAAGUUGAAGCCGCUGAAAUUGACACUUCAGUUGGUGACAAACAAGUGCACCAACAACCUCACAAGGUUCCUACUUCGGAAGAUGUGAAGGUUCCUAGUCUUGAAGAUCCCCUCAUUCCUAGUCCGGAAGAUAGGGAAAGGUACAGAGUUAUUUGUAAAACAAUGUUAAAUUUGUUAGAGGAUUGGAAUAAGAAAGAAAUUCAGGGGGUGGGACGCAAGGCGAGGCCUCCCAUGGAAACUAGUAUAAAUCUGGUUGGUGAUGAAGGGGACAAGGAGGCUAAUGCCACGGCUCAGAAACCAGAUGCGGAAGGCAAAGGAUGCAGACUGAAGCGGCCCGCGAAAACAUUGUUGAGUCCAUUCACUGAUCCCUCCAGGAAAAAGAGGCCGACUACUGGUUUUCAUGCACAGACACCUGAGGCCUGUUUUGAUCCAACACAACCCGUGGCCAUGGACGAUGUGAAGGCUAUGAUACAAGUUUGCAAGGCUUGGAAAAGUGACAUCAGUGCGGAUCUGGAGCUCGAACCAUUUGUAGUUGGGGCAGAUUUUUUUUACAAACUUGUAGAUGAAACUGCAUGGAUGAGCUCGAGGCACCUUGACAUGGCCAUGUUUCUAAUACGCAAAAGACAACUCUCUCAUCCUCAAGUAUUUGGAACGGAGUGGACAACUGCCGAGUUUUGUCUGCAGGUCUAUCUCCCGUAUAAUGUUCGACAAUCCCAUUGGGUGGCUGUAGAGAUUGACUUUGUCAGACAUACUGCCACUGUCUACGACUCGUAUACUGUUUUUACCUCCAACACAAUGCUUGUCCGACAAAUGGAGCCUAUUACCCAGACGCUUGCAAAGGUGUUGUAUGACAUGAGGUUUUAUGAGAAAUCGGAGGUUGAAGCGGUGAAGAGAAAGGGGAUUGACAUGUCAACGUUUAACCCAUUCACAAUUUGUAGAAUUUCCGAUGUUCCUCAGCAAAGUGAUGGUAUGUGCACUUCUAACUUCUGUACUGCUCGGGUGGACAGUACCUCAUGUGGCAUUAUGAUCGUCAAAUUUAUUGAGUAUCUCAGUGUUGGCAUUCCUUUUAAUACCAUUGACCCAGCCAAGUUUGGCUACUACCGAUUGAAGCUUGCAAUCGAGGCUCUCAGGGGAGAGGCCUAUGUAUGA